Messenger RNA from Panthera uncia (snow leopard), 7730 nucleotides. RefSeq names its product Rho GTPase activating protein 25 (gene ARHGAP25). Lineage: Eukaryota; Metazoa; Chordata; Mammalia; Carnivora; Felidae. The coding region runs from base 6014 to 7600 and encodes 528 amino acids. Gene Ontology annotation, cellular component: phagocytic cup. Gene Ontology annotation, molecular function: GTPase activator activity. The transcript has 8 exons. Gene Ontology annotation, biological process: phagocytosis, engulfment; activation of GTPase activity; negative regulation of small GTPase mediated signal transduction. The record is from RefSeq and is a predicted model, not a curated record.
GAGGAGAUGAUCAACACAGGACAGUUGAGUGGCUGGCCAGAGUAAGGGCGCUCAGACUGGGAGAGGUUCAGGAGAUGCGUCCGGACUCUCAGGUUCUCGGUGAAUUCAGGGUGAGCACUUUUCUGGGUUCCAUAACUCAGGUGUUUGAGUUUUCUGGGAAACCUGGUGUUGGGUCUGCACUAGAGGAAAAACCGCUGUGAAAAAAAAAAUCUGCAAUUAACAAACAAGUGAAUCCACUAUGUGUUUUUUCCUUUUAUAAAAAUAUGAAGAACUGAUACGGGUGAUCUCCACUGACCACUUUCCUUCAACUUUUUAGGAAUGCACUUAUUUGUGUCAGCUCCAGGAUAACUGUAUAUAAUUGUUUAUCGACUGUGCUGACUGUUAUUCUGGAAAUCAUGGCAGUGGCGGGGGGAGGGGCUCUUACAGCUCAAAUAUUAAAUAUUUAUUGGAUUGCCCAAUGGUUUCUUUAAAAAAAUUAUGAGCACCGUAACAAUUUUGUGGAAAUCUGAAAAAAUAUGGGAAAACAGUCACCCCUACAGCCAGCAGAGGAAUUUUUACGUUUUCUAUCCAGUUGGUAUUCAUAUAUACAUUUCUGUUUUUCCCUCAGAAUGACAAGCAUGGAAUAUAUACAAUUUAAUACCUUUUAUUUUAUAGCUAAAGGGGUUUUCCCAUGUUGUUAGAUACUCUUAAUUAACUCAUUCCAGGGAUUAUUUGGUUCCAAAAAAUAGAAAUUUCAUCCAAUGAUGUUAGGCAACAAAGAAGGAUUUACUGGGUAGGUACAGUAGCUACUCAAAGAAACCAAGGGAGAAGUGGUAAGAGGGCUCAAGAGAUUAGGGCCCAAGAACUGAACCAUCAGCCCAGAACUUACCCUGUCAGUUUCUCUGGGGCCAAUCAGCUUCGCAUUCUGCUUUUCUCUGCCUGCCUGUUUUUGCGUCCUUAGCAGCGUUCUGGAACUUACUCCUGGCCCAAUCCAGCUGUGCCAGCCCCAGCUUUCCUGUAUCUCUCUCUUGAGCACAGCAGAGGCCGAGCUCAGCCUCCACCACCCCAUUCCAUACUCCUGAGAAGGAGGAUCCAUCUGGAUAGCUGGGGGCAGGAGAGCACUUUAAGACUCAGGAGCUGGGGCAGGGAGGUGGUCCUGUAGCUGGUGAUCUGCCCUGCUGGGCCUGGGAGAGAAGUUACUGAUAGGACACCCAAACUCAAGAGUGCUUGCCAUAGCCAUCGUGAGCAACCACAUCGUAUUACAAAAAGAAUAGCCUCCUUUCAGUAACCAUUUCCCAGUUCCCAAAUACGGUGUUUUUUUACUGUGCUAAUCAGUCCAAGAUGAGGUUUUCAUUUAUGAAAGCUCUCUUGUAUACCAUUCAGCCUGGAUAAUCUUCGCUGUGACCCUCCUUAUUGCCCCAGAUUGUAAGACUGUGAGCCCCAUCGACGUUUCCUGCUUUCUUCAGUCCAGUGCUUUAGGCAGCCUGCAUUGACAAGGGUAGUGGACAUUGCCUAAUUAUGCACUUAUUCUGAGUCAAAAUGCUGUCUCUGUACUAUAGCAGUCUCUGUGCCUUAUAUGGUGCUGGGCUCAGCCUUACCAUGAUGAGCUGCUGUACUGAGUCCUAAUCUACAUGGGGAUUUCUUCCUUACCCCACCUCAAAAGGCCACCACUUGAGAAGCAAGUCAAGCAUAAAUCCUGCAGUCAGGGGAAAGUCCAAGGGACGAGAAAUAAGAGCACAGCGUAUUUACUUAUUCAGAGAACAGGAUUUGUCUCUGACGUGGCAUUUCGGAUGUUUCUGAAGCCUCUCAUGGAAUCUGAAUGCUAGAUCUCAGGAUGAGAAGGCAUUUUAAGACUGAGGCCACGAGGCAAGCCAGACAUUUGCUCUUCCUGUUUGUAAGUCAGGAAACUAGUGUCCUGAGAAAAUAGAUGAUUAGUCCAAGGAGCCCAGCUGCCGAGGAGCGGGGCUGAGUCUCCUACCUCUGUAGGCAGCUCUCAUCACAGGCUGGUCCCACUUGUAAAGUGCCUCUGAUCUGCGGUCCACUAGGUCUGCAGGGCAUGCCCCCUGAAAUAUUGGGAAGUCACUGAGAUGUGUUGCUGCUGCCUCUUUCCAGCCCUUCCUGAAGCUUUCUAUGGCUUUCCCCACCCAGAACCUGCUCCCUUCUUACCAUCUCCACUACCACCAUCCUGGUUGACGUACCAUUCUGUCUCGUCUGAAUAACAGCAAUGGUCCUCCAACUUCUUUUGCUCUUCCCCAAAUACCCUAGGCAUGUUCCUGCUUCAGGCACAUUGCGGUUUGCUCUGUCUGGAAUCCUCUUUCCCUAAGUAGCUGUGUGGUUUGGUACCUUGCUUUUUACAAGUCUUUGCUCAAACAUUACCUCAGUGAACCUUCCCCCAAUCAUCCCAUUUGACAUCGAACCCCUUCCUUGCCCUACCCCCAGCCCUUACUAUCUCUCUUUCCUGCUUAAUUUUUCUCCUUAGUACUACCCUCUUAUAACAUGCUAAAUAUUUCACUCAUUUGUUCAUAGUUGGCCUCCCCUGGCUAGGAGGAAAUCUUCAAUCUACUUUGUAGGAAUUUUUUUCUCUGUUUCAUUCAGUGCGGUAUCCCAGAAUCUAAACAGUGCCUGGCACAGUAGAUGCGAAGGAACGGUCUUCUCUUCCCAUGCUGGUACUAUGUUCUACUCCCAUUGGCUCUCUUCUUUGCUAAAUGACCAUGUGGGAAAUUAUUUGGUCAAUGGGUUGCUGCCUCUAGAAUGAUCUCCUCCGAGUGUGGUAAUGGUGAGCUUUGGUGAAACUCUUCAUGGUUUGUAGACCCCUUAGAGAAUCUGAUAAAAGUUAUGGAAACUCUCCCUGGAAAAAUGUUCAGACAGAAUAAUUUUGUGUUCAACUGCAUUCGACUGCAGAUGCCUGUAGUCCAUUUGUAUGACCUGGAUAAUGGGUCCAAACUGUUCUAGAAGUCACUCUAGUAACAAUUUUGCAGAGCUAAGACCCUUUUUGCCCCAGUCUCUUUCUGGCUCCCUUUCUCCCUUGACAAGAGAAAUGGCCCACAUAGUUCCCACGGCACAUCCAACUUUUCCCCCUUGGCUCCUCCUGUCUCAUAGCUGGCUCUGAACAUUCCUCUCACUUUGUCCCAUUCUGUGACCAAUUCUAGUGUAUUUCUCCACACGUCCCAGAAAUUCUUGGACACCAGCUGGAUGUCCUACAAUUUAACUAAACUCUGACGCUAUCUACCUAGAGAUAACAUCAGAUUCCACAUCCUAAGGGCUCAGUCCUGCAGGACGUGUCCCCUUCCACGCAUUUCAGGUGCCAAAUUCAAGUCCAGAUGGUCACUUGUACUUCUGACCCAAAGCUGUAGAUUGGAGGUUCCAAUGAUCCCCUCUUUGGGGUCAAUUAAUUUGCUAGAGGGGCUCACAGAAUUGAGAAAACCAGUUUACUUAUUAGGUCAUCAGUUUAUGAUAAAAGGAUAUAACUCAGAACAGCCACAUGGAGAUGUACAGUGAAGGCUGUCUGCGGGAGUACCACUCUUCUCCAAAUCUCCACAUAGCAUCAACCCAGAAAUUCUCCAAACCCCAUCCUUUUGGGUUUUUAUGGAGGCUUUACUGCAUCUGUAUGAUUGAUUAAAUCAUGGGCCAUUAGUGAUUGAACUCAAUCUCCAGCACCUCACCCCUCCCUGGAGAUCACGGGGUGGGACUGAAUGUUCUAACCUAGGAAUCACUAAGUUGGUUCCACUAGUCAAUUAGUCCCUUAUCUUAGGUGCUUUUCAAAACUCACCUCAUUAAUGUAAUAAAAGAUACCUUUAUCUCUCUCAUCACAGGAAAUUCCAAGAGUUUUAGUUAGGAGUUCUGUGCCAGGAAAUGGGUGAAAGACCAAAAAUACAUUUCUUAUUAUAAAUCACCAUGGAAAGCACCACCUUGGUGUACCUUGCUUUUCCAGCCUUUUCCUUCGUAGCCAGCCAGUUUAUCUCUUUUUCCCCCCACUAUUCUUUCCAAAGGACCUGACUGGAAAAGUUAGAUUAAUUUUUUCCCAUAAGUUCUGGAUGUAAUUCCAAGUUUUCUUGAUUUAAGUAGAAGAAAGGGAAGAGAGGUGAUCACAUCUGGACUUCUAGUGACUUGUCCCCUGGCUCACAGCUUCCCCCUUUUCUAUAAACCACCUCCUCCCUGAGUAGGAGGGCUCUGUCCUUCCAGGAUCCCCACACUGAAACCAGGUGUCUGUCCCACUCCCAGGGAGCAGGCAGGCCAUAUUGCAAACUGCUGUUUAGUGGGAACCUGCUUUGCUCUCUUGCUCUGGAGGCUGGCUUCUCCGUCUUUUUCUCAGGCUACUGCUAGGUAUAUAAGCACUGCACUGAAUUGUGCCUAGCUAUUCUCUGACCAACCCGGUUGUAAGACCUGGGGCAAGUCCCAUGUUUUAAGCAUCUUUGUGUGUUUGCCAACACUAAGCAUAGAGUAUAUAAACAUUGUGCUUUUACAUGCCGUGGGUUCCUUUCCUUCUUCUCAUUUCUUAAGUUGUCUGCAUCCUUCAGAGCAUGAUUUCACAAUCUACAGCAGGGUUUAGCCUGUGGGAGUGUGGUAUCUCUGUGAUUCAUUGUUUUUCCAGGUAUUCUGAUUCUUUUUCUUUUAGCUAGAGCUAAACUGGUAGUUACCAAGGAUGAUUUUUACUUAUUUUUGGUAAUCCCCCUCUCCCCAGAUCCUAACACAAGACACAAGCCAGUUAUUUAUUUAUCCAUUUACUCAACAAAUAUUUAUUGAGCAUGUGUCUUGUGCCAAGCACUGUGCUAGCCCUGGGGGUACAACAGUGAGAAAAAGACUAAGUCCCCUCUCUCGAGGAGCUCACAGUCUAAUAGAAGACACAGAAAUGAAUCAACCCCCAAACCAUAAUGUUACAACUGUGAAAAGUACCAUGAAGGAAGAACAUAUAAUGCACAGUGGGGGGAAAAUGUCUUUGUCAAGAAGUUCAGGGAAGCUUCCCUGAACUAGUGAUGAUUAAGCUUAAAUCUGAAGGGUCAGUGGAGGCUAAGUAGACAGAGGAGGGGAAAGAGGAACAAUAUAUUCCUCAGUCAGAGGAAUCGCAUAUACCAAGGUCCUGUGACAGAAAGGAGAACAGACUCUAGAGUAAGAGGAAGGUGAAAACAGUGAAUAUAGCUUGCUAACGAUGUUGGUCUUCAUCCUAAGGUGGCUUAGAUGAGGGUGGUGGUGGUGAAGAUGGAGAGAAGUGAGCAGGUUUGUACAAUGUUUCAGAGGUGACAUUGCCAUGACAUGGGAGUGAAUUUGACAUGGAAGGUGAAUGUGGUGUCAGUCAAGUCCUUUGUUCCCAGCCUAUGGGUGAAUGGAGGGAUGAACAUUUGGCUGGCAGCAUCCUGGCAUUACUCCUCCUGGCAACCCUUCCCUGCCCCCGCCUGUCCCUUCAUGAUGCUAAGAGUCCAUUUCAAGUCUCCUGGGUAUGUCUGGCAGGGUUGCUGCACUAUUUGCUAAAAUCUCCUCAACGAGAGGGGGGCAAUCAUCUCAGUUUGCCCAACAACCCACCUCCAAGAUCAUUCUUUCUGAAGGCUUGACUGAGCACAUGCAACUCUGAAAGCACAUGCACUCAGAGAAGAGUGGGCUGGCUUCAUCAACACUAAGUGAAAUCCUGUGUUCCUGCCAGACACUUUGAUAUAUGGAGCAAUGCUGGUAAGGGCUUGUGUGGGGGAUUUUUUUUUUUUAACCCACCUACACGGUGUCCCUUGAAUGGCAGUUGACAAUUAGCUGCUAAGUAAAAGGAGGCACUUAUUUUUAUUGCGGGCCCUGACAGCUUUAUGUUCACUCUUUAAAAGCCAAGACUCAUGUGUGUAAAGGUGAGUGGGGAGGGGAAGUGGUGUGGGAAGGAGGAAGGGAGGGCCAGGGGCAGGUGCCGACAGAUCCCAUGAUUUCCUGGAGUCAGAACCUGAGCAGUAUUUACAAGCAUGUGCUGAUCUGGAAGCGAGAGAAGAUGGUUCUUCCAGGUUGGAGAGGAGGGAAGGCGUGAGGCUGGCUCUGCAGAGACUGUGAUUCCUUGGCCCCCACCAUGCCUCAUAUUCUUAGGAUGCCGCGGUGGGACUCGGGCUGUGGCUUUUCUGCUCUGGCCCUGCUCUUUUGCUGGAAUUUCAGGAAGAAAACACCCAAGCACCGAAAGAAAGCUGUGUUUGGCCAGCGUUUGGAUGAGACCGUGGCCUAUGAGCAGAAAUUUGGCCCCCACCUGGUGCCCAUCCUGGUGGAGAAGUGUGCGGAGUUCAUCCUCCAGCACGGCCUGAAUGAAGAGGGCAUCUUCCGACUGCCUGGGCAGGACAACCUGGUGAAGCAGCUCAGAGACGCUUUUGAUGCCGGGGAGCGGCCCUCCUUUGACAGAGAUACAGAUGUACACACCGUGGCCUCCCUGUUAAAGCUUUACCUCCGAGACCUCCCAGAGCCAGUCGUUCCCUGGAGCCAGUAUGAGGGGUUCCUGCUGUGUGGGCAGCUCAUGAAUGCAGAUGAGGCAAAGGCUCAGCAGGAGCUGGUGAAGCAGCUGUCCAUCCUUCCUCGAGACAACUAUAACCUCCUGAGCUACAUAUGCAGGUUCCUACAUGAAAUCCAGUUGAACUGUGGUGUUAAUAAAAUGAGCGUGGAUAACCUGGCUACUGUGAUUGGUGUGAAUCUCAUCAGGUCAAAGGUUGAAGACCCUGCUGUGAUCAUGAGAGGGACUCCUCAAAUCCAAAGAGUGAUGACCAUGAUGAUCAGAGACCAUGAAGUUCUGUUUCCCAAGUCCAAGGAUACACCCCUGUCACCCCCUGCUCAAAAAAAUGACCCCAAGAAAGCUCCAGUGGCUCGAAGUUCUGUGGGCUGGGAUGCCACUGAAGACCCCACGAUGUCUAGGACAGACAGCUUUAGUAACACGACCAGCGACUCAGACGUAGGAAGCCCCACUGGACAACAGCCGAGUGAUGGGUAUUUGGAAGAGAGCAGUAAAGCCCCCAAGGAAAAGCUAGGAGAUUGGAAGCUGCAGUCGAGAAAAAGGACUCAGACGCUCCCUAAUCGGAAAUGCUUCUUGACAUCGACGUUUCAAGGUGCCAACAGCAACAAAGUAGAGAUCUUUAAGAAUGAGUUCUGGUCACCCUCUUCAGGGGUAGAAGCAGGGGAAGGGCACCGGAGAACAAUGUCUCAAGGUAUGCCCCACUUUUCUGACUCCCAGCGGACUUCCACCUAUGAUAACAUCCCUUCCCUGCCUGGGGCCCCUGGGGAUGGGGCAGCUGCGGUCUCUUCCCAUGCUUGUGACUCCAAGAGAGAAACUCUUGCCAGCCCAAACUCUGAAACCGGACCUGGAAAAAAGAACUCUGGAGAAGAGGAACUUGAAUCCUUGCAGAGGGUGGUCCAGGAACUGCAAAAGGAAAUAGAAACACAGAAGCAAAUGUAUGAGGAACAGAUCAAAAACCUUGAGAAGGAAAAUUACGAUGUCUGGGCCAAGGUGGUGAGGCUCAAUGAAGAACUGGAGAAGGAGAAGAAGAAAUUUGCAGCCUUGGAAAUCAGCCUCCACAAUGUGGAGCGCUCCCGGGAGGAUGUUGAGAGGAGGAACAAGGCCCUGGAAGAAGAAGUCAAGGAAUUUGUCAAAUCAAUGAAAGAGCCCAAGGCCGAUGCUUGAGGGUCCCAGGAAAACAUGGAGACAGCCCACAGAGGCCCACCUGACACUCUCCCUUUCUCAGCGCUACCUGAUGACUGAGAAGCAAAAUUACUCCCUAUGAGGGAGAAGAAGACAUUUUGGGGGGAAACAC